CGAUCAUGGAGAAGAUGUACAUGGUGCAUGAAGAUGAUGAUAUCACACCAUGCUUGAUUGAAGAUGAACAUGGAGGCCACAUCGAGCCUACCUCUUCCACAACACCUACCUCAUAUGAGCGGGACUACAAAGGUACGUAUAUGGGUGUUGAUGAUGCCAUGAUCCCACUAGUGGACAUGAAGAUUGAUGAGUGCAUGCAUGAUCUUGAUGAUACAAAUGCUAUGUCAUAUGCUUCUUUCAUUUUCCCAUGUGAUGCAUUGCUAGAUAACAUUGUUGAUCAUAUGGACUUGAUUGCUUGUGAUAACAUGACCAUGCCAUGCUAUGAGUGUUUCAAUAUAUCUCCCAUUGCAUCCAACUUGUCGAACAAUUUCUCUUUCCCAUGUGUUGAUUGCAAUGAGGACAUUGAUGCUUGUGUUGUGACAACCUUGCCGAACAAUUGCUCUUUCCCUAGGUUUGUCGACAACCAUGAUCAAAUGUUGAACAUGUUUUGUGCUACAUGCUUGCAAUAUUCUCCCAUUAAUGCAACCAAAAUAAUGAACAAUUUCUCUUUCCAAUGCUUGGCUUGCAAUAGUGUUAAUAUGCUUGUAAAUGAGAUUGCCCCCAUAGCUCUCUCACAUUUUGGAGACUUUGCAUAUAUCCAUGUUGAGCAUGUUCCCAUGUUUACUCCGCAUAUUCACCACAUAUAUUAUGAUAAAUUGCUUAACGCUAAUGGUGAUGUGCAAAAGCAAUGGAACAUCAUGAUGGAUGAUGUGUACAUAUACCAUGCACAUACGUUGUUCUUGUUGUCUAACAUGUGUGUAGGUACCCAAAAUCCAAUGUCAACCUCGAUUGAGCACGAGUUGACAAAAAGAGCUCUUGAGAGCAUGAUACAAGUGAGCUCCAAUGAGUGGUUUUGCCCGCACACUUCCACUACACAAGAUCUCUCAAUGAGAGCACACCGGCACUUUGAUAAGGUGACCUCCUUCUACUUGCGCCCUCUUCCUAAAUACAUUGAACUUUGGCUACGCUUUGAUUGCUCCUUUGCUUUUCUUGUGCUAUUGAUAGGGCUCUUGACAAGUGAAGGGACAUUCAAGCGUUGGUGUCAUCUACCUCCUCUACACAUUCAUGAAGACUUAUCGUCGAGGACGACUCUUUUUCAAGUGGGGGGAGAUGAUGCAGCCCGACCUACGGUCUUCGCUUCAUCAUGUGCGUCAACGUCAAGAACCACACUCAAGGCCGAGGUCACGGAGGCAUGGAAGAGAAGAAGGAAGAAGAGCGUCCGAGGUCGCCAGGAAGACGCGCCUGCCACAAGUCAAUUCGGGCCAAGGCCCAUGUACCCCCUUGUUUCCCUAAACUACCCCUCCUUAGUGGCUCCCUAUAAAUAGGCACCCACCCCCAUCUUCAUUAGGUAAGACAUAACUUGAGUGAGAACUUGGCUUAUGCCUCCACCAUCCCUUUGGGAUUAGGGAAACCCCCUCCUCUCUUAGACACAAAUCUAUGAGUUGUAUCAAGGCACUCCUUAUAUGAUUUAUCUUUCGCACUUGUGAUUCUACCGCGGUCUCUCACUCGUGUGACUCCAUAGAUCGUAUAUCGGUCUUUCUCUCGGGGAUUCUACCUCGUGUCUCUCCUUGAGGGAUUCUAUCGGGAUAGUGGU
Lolium perenne is the source of this 1633-nucleotide messenger RNA. The record is from RefSeq and is a predicted model, not a curated record. NCBI's taxonomy places the organism in Eukaryota, Viridiplantae, Streptophyta, Magnoliopsida, Poales, Poaceae.